UUAGGUAAAGGAGGAAAGAAUCGGCGACGUGGAAAGAACGAGAAUGAGUCUGAGAAGAGAGAGUUGGUGUUCAAAGAGGACGGACAGGAAUACGCUCAGGUGAUCAAAAUGUUGGGGAACGGACGUCUGGAGGCCAUGUGCUUUGAUGGAACCAAGCGGCUUUGCCACAUCAGAGGAAAACUCCGGAAAAAGGUUUGGAUUAACACGUCGGACAUCAUCCUGGUGGGACUGAGAGAUUACCAGGACAACAAAGCCGACGUCAUCCUCAAGUACAACGCAGACGAGGCUCGCAGUUUGAAAGCGUACGGAGAGCUGCCAGAGCACGGUGAGUUAAACCGACACCCAAAAACUCCAGGAAUUCACUUAUAA
This is a messenger RNA of Plectropomus leopardus (leopard coralgrouper), 369 nucleotides long. The record is from RefSeq and is a predicted model, not a curated record. NCBI's taxonomy places the organism in Eukaryota, Metazoa, Chordata, Actinopteri, Perciformes, Serranidae.